Molecule: messenger RNA, 2021 nt
Organism: Boleophthalmus pectinirostris (great blue-spotted mudskipper)
Lineage: Eukaryota; Metazoa; Chordata; Actinopteri; Gobiiformes; Gobiidae
Gene: bpifcl
Product: BPI fold containing family C, like
Exons: 17
Coding region: 53-1861 (602 amino acids)
Molecular function (GO): lipid binding
Source: RefSeq, a predicted model, not a curated record
CUCACUUCAGACCACGCUCUCGGGUAAGUUUCAUUUUUGACUAAACCAGGAAAUGGCCCUGCCCAGAACAAAAGCGUCGGGAGUCCGCACGCACGAGGACACACGAGUCCGCACGCACUGGGAUGAGACGCGCGUGCAGACGAGCGGGGGACGCACGACUCUCUGUAAAAAUGCUGUCUGCUAUCUCCUUCGUGUUGUGGUCACUCGCUCUGGUCUCAUGUGUCCGUGGAGAAAACCCGGCGGUCCAGCUGGCUCUGACCGACAAAGGACUCCAGACCGAUUACACCUUUUACAUAAACACAAUCUGAUGCUCAUACAUGAUGUCAAACUUGUCGUGUCUGUCUGGGUCCUUUUUGUGGAACAGCACAACAGUAAACAAAGCAUCGAGAUGGAUGUAGACGAAGACAGACAUUCUGUGUUGGCAACGAUUCCCGAGAUCGAGCAUUUAAAGCCGGAACAAAGAGAAUGUUUGGUGAAUGUUAUCAAGGGAAAGAUGUUAUCGCCCGUUAUUCUACGGGAUUUGAUGCAUUACAUACGUCACGACCAAACAGCAGUGCGCCACUUUGCAGCUGGAGUGAUUCAGGAUACAUUGUCUGAGCUGGAGCUUCCUGAAGUGAGCGGUCACAUCAUGGGAGUCCACUAUUUUCUGUCUGGUAUGAAGGUUACCAAGCUGGACUUCCCUGAGCCUGAGGUGCACUUCUGUCCUUUGAGCUCUGGACUGAAGCUGUCUGUGAUCGGCCUCAGUGUGGCUCUGACCGGGGACUGGCGCACACACGUGGGCUUCAUUUAUGAUCAAGGGACUUUCAACUUGGCCGUCUUUGACCUGUCCCUGAACUCCGUCCUGGGGCUGGACAUGGACAGCUCCGGACGUCUCUCUGUGUCCUCCGUGUCCUGUUACACGGACAUACAGUCUGUGGACAUGCAUUUCUACGGAGGAGCCAGUUGGGUGUUUCAGUGGUUGGUGACAUUUUUUCAAGACCACAUCAGGGACAGGAUACAGAACAAAAUCUGCCCGUGUGUGGACAGCGCCAUCGAGGGCUUAGAGCGAUAUCUGCAGGCGCUCAACGUGUCUGUGGAUGUGAAUUCUGUGAUGGACCUGGACCUGCCCCUGACGGAUCCUCCCACUGUGGACUCGGACAGCGUCAACUUUGGACUCAAGGGGGAGUUCUACUGCCGCGAGUGUCAUAAGGACCCUCCGUUCGUGGCCCCGUCCUUUUUUCUGCCCGUACACAGUGAUUACAUGUUAUCAGUGGGCGUGUCUGAGUACAGCGUUAACUCCGCCUCCUUCGCCUACUACAUCUCCGGACACCUGCAGGCGCUCGUCAAUGACAGCAUGAUUCCUCCCUACUGCCCGAUCCGUCUCAACACCACCUCCAUGGGGAGAUUUAUUCCGCAAUUGGUGCAGUUGUUUCCAGACCUCCUGAUGGUUCUGCAGGUUUACGCUCGUCAGACCCCGAUGUUCUCAUUCGAGUCUGGGUUUGUUAAACUGGACCUGAACAGUGCCGUCAAAGCCUUCGUGGUUCAGGCCAACAAAACCCUGACCCCCAUCUUCAAACUGCACGUGGACUCGGCGCUCAGGGGCAAAAUGUGGGUGGACAGUGAGAAAGUCAAGAGCAGUGUGAAAAUGGACAAUUUCACCCUGUCUCUGGCCAGCACUGAAAUUGGACCCUUUCAGACAGACAAGUUGGAAAGUAUAGCCAAGGUUGGAGCAGGCAAAGCAGUGGAUAUGCUCAACAAAUACCUGGCCAAGGGUUUUGAUUUGCCCCAAACCAGAUGUGCCCAGCUGCUGAACUCUGUGCUGAGUGUGGAGGAGGGCUUCAUCGUCUUCUAUUCAGACGCCAAAUUCCAGUCGCCAUUUUAACUGCACUUUUUUGUUUUUGUUUUCUUUGUCACUUUCACAAAAUGAGGGAAUGAGUUAUUGUUGCUGUUGAUGUCGAAUGUAUUUUCUUAUUUUUGUCUGUACUUCCAGAGAAAGUGAUGUGUCCAGAUUUUCAAAAUAAAACUUGUUGUUAAUAAUAAAA